This is a messenger RNA of Didymodactylos carnosus, 1323 nucleotides long. Lineage: Eukaryota; Metazoa; Rotifera; Eurotatoria; Philodinida; Philodinidae. The record is from the annotation of a GenBank genome assembly.
AUGGCCACAAGAUCAAAAUCAAGCAUUAGACUUGAUAUAAAUCAGUUACCAGAAAUGAAAUCUAAGCCCAUUGAUAAAGACAAACUUGGCGGCCGUCGUUAUUGUUUUGGUCAAUGGGACUUUUGUUUAUGUAUCUUAUUAUUGAUUGGAGUGGCAACAGCAGUUAGUAUUUCACUUGGAGUUAUACUUAGUUUAAAUAAGAAUAAUGACAUGGGACCUUCCACAACUGCACUGACUUCCGUAACAACAACUGCACUGACUUCCGUAACAACAACUGCAAUGACUUCCGUAACAACAACUGCAAUGACUUCCGUAACAACAACUGCAAUGACUUCCAUAACAACAACCAUUGAUGCGUGCAGUUUUCGAUGGAAUUUAACAGGAAUAACAGUGGCAGGAAGAACUGGUAUAAAUGGUGUACUGUCAGAUCAACUGAAUUCACCAUAUGGCAUAUUUAUUGAUUUAAAUAAUGAUUUAUAUGUAGCUGAUUACAAUAACCAUCGAAUACAAAAAUGGCUGAAUGGUGCUUCAACCGGCACAACGAUCGCUGGACUUACCAAUGGUACAAGUGGAUUAACUUCAAAUCAACUAUAUUAUCCUUCAGCUAUUUACGUUGAUAGGAAAAAUCAAAAUUUAUAUAUUGAUGACUCGGGCAAUCAUCGAGUACAAUUAUGGAAUAAUAGUGCGACUAGUGGUACAACUGUUGCAGGAAUUACUGGUAAUGGUGGAAAUGGGAGUAACCAAGUGGGUUCAUGGCUCUUGUUUGUCAUUAUUACUUAUAAUGUACCUAGUUUCAUUUACGGUAUUUGGGUUGAUUCAAACGAGAAUAUUUAUGUGACAGACCGUGAUAACCAUCGUGUUAUGAAAUGGACUUCUGGCAAUAUAUCGAGUGGAACAAUUGUGGUUGAUCAGCGAAAUGGACAAUUAAAUAUGACGUAUGGAAUAUAUUUAGACGAAGUCAAUAAUUCAGUUUAUAUAUCAGAUUUUGGAACCAAUAUAAUUAUGAAAUUAGUCUUAGGUGCUUCAAACGGCACGAUAAUUGCGGGCAUAUCUGGCACAUCUGGUUCGAAUUCAACUUUAAUGAAUGGACCAUCAUCAAUAACAUUAGAUCAAUAUGGUAAUCUAUAUGUUGCUGAUAGUCAAAAUCAUCGGGUACAAAUGUUCUGUCCAAAUUCACUAUCAGGAAUAACAAUCGUAGGUGGUAGUAGUGGCUUGGGUAGUACACAGUUACAUUCUCCAUUAGGUCUUGCUUUAGACUCUAAUCUCAAUCUCUAUGUAUCAGACUCUAAAAAUCAUCGGAUACAGAAAUUUAUGAAACUCUAA